Messenger RNA from Penaeus indicus, 1273 nucleotides. Its product is annotated as hematopoietic prostaglandin D synthase-like. The record is from RefSeq and is a predicted model, not a curated record. Gene Ontology annotation, biological process: glutathione metabolic process. Bases 95 to 706 code for a protein of 203 amino acids. The transcript has 5 exons. Gene Ontology annotation, molecular function: glutathione transferase activity. Lineage: Eukaryota; Metazoa; Arthropoda; Malacostraca; Decapoda; Penaeidae.
GACGUUGGAAGGGCAGGCCAGUCUCAAGGAAACCUCCGUCAGUGAAACAACCGCUUGUGAUAUCUGUGAGAAGGUCUCUCGACGUCCCACCAACAUGCCCGAGUACAAACUCAUUUAUUUCAACCUGAUGGGCAGGGCUGAGCUGACCCGCUGGCUCUUCGCCUACGGGGGCAUUCCCUACACCGACGAGAGGAUCGAGAGGGAAGAAUGGCCGGAGAAGAAGAAAAGCCUUCCUUUCUCCCAGGUCCCUAUCCUGAUGGUGGACGGCAAGCCUCUGCCUCAGUCCCUGGCCAUCGCUCGCUACGUGGCCAAGGAAGUGGGCCUCGUGGCUGACGACAACCUCCAGGCGGCCUACUGCGACGCACUGGCCGAUACCGUUACCGAAACGAUGGGGGCCAUGCGUCAGAUUAUGAUGUCAGACAAGGACGAGGAAGAGAAGCGCCGGCAGUUCAAGGAGGAAUUCUACCCCAAGGUGCUGGAGCCGCUCAUGACGAGGCUGGAGAAGAGGCUGUCGGAGAGGCAGUGGUUCCUCGGAGACAAGCUGACUUGGGCCGACUUCAUCAUCAGCAUCGGCUUCGGACACAUCAAGGAAAGGAAGCCCGAAAUCUUUGAGAAGUUCCCUUCGGUUUCUGGCCACGUUGAGAAGGUCCGAGAACUCCCUAAGAUCAAGGAAUGGAUUAAGAAGCGACCCGUGAACCCAUACUAAGCGAUGUAGAUAAGUAGGAAUUAGGAAUAGGCUAUAUAAUUUAACGUAAGAAUGUGUAUACGAGAAGAUCGGAAAUAGGAUAGACAGAGAGAGAGAGAUAAUGAGGAGAGAAGAAAGAAAAGAAUUAGGAUAGAUAAGAAGUGAGGUUAAUUGUAGAUUGUUUGGUUAUUCUAUUGACGAAAAAGACCGAAAGUAGGAUAGAGAGAGAAAAUUUUGACUAGAGAAAAUAUGAAAUUAGAAUUGUUAAAUACGAAAGAAAUUUAAUAGAUAUAUGGUUGUGAAAAUAAGCAUUAUAAUCUCUGCUCAUGGUUAUUUUUUUUUAGUGACUCACACACUAUGUACGAUCUGAAUAAAACGUUUUACGCAUUUCAGUUUUUUGUGAUAUAUUAUCUUUUUUUCCCGAUUGUAUUUUCCCCCCUCUUUCUUUGUUUUAUUUGGAAGUAAUUCAUCUAUUCUGCUCCUCCUUCUGAAUGGUUGUGUCAGUGUAGCACAUUCAAGUAUGUUCUUGUCUUUUAUUAGCACUAUCAUGUAAGCUGACACUGGAAUAUUAAAAGAAAAUCUCUGUGA